Messenger RNA from Recurvomyces mirabilis, 654 nucleotides. RefSeq lists its product as uncharacterized. The transcript is spliced from 3 exons. NCBI's taxonomy places the organism in Eukaryota, Fungi, Ascomycota, Dothideomycetes, Mycosphaerellales, Teratosphaeriaceae. The record is from RefSeq and is a predicted model, not a curated record. The coding region runs from base 1 to 654 and encodes 217 amino acids.
AUGUCUCAAAACCCCGAGUCCGUCAACAUUAUCGCCAAGCACCUCCACCUCGAGGCUACCGAGCUGAACGGGCUCACAACUUCGCUGAUCGCGCUCCAACUUGAUCACAAGGAGCGCCUUAGCAAGCUCGCUAAACUUGAGGAGAGCGCUGUCGCCAGAGAAAAGGAGCUCGCCGACGGAAAAGUCAGCAUGCUGAUCGACCAAGACACAAUCACCACUAACUGGAUCGAGAUCGCUGGGGCUGAGAAGAAGCUCGAGGAGCGCGAAGCCGUCGUCCCUAACGACGACGCCGAUGCGACCCCGGCAAUCAAUACAGAGACUUACAAGGACAAAGUCAAGAAGAAGCACCGGGAGCUAGAGAAGAAGAUCGCAAAGACGACGGAGGAGAACGCUGAUAUGGCCGAACGUGUGGUGAAGAAGAACCUACCUUCGAUCGCUGUAGGCACGGCGACUAUGCAAGAGACACAUCUUCUAGUAGUCAGCAAUUCAUUCAGGGUCACUACAAUUUAUGUUUGUGUUCAUACAGAUUUGUUGGUAGAGGUUUUGGAGAAGGGCGAGAAAGUGGACGCAUUUGAUCGGGAUCGCUCGAUUGAGGUCGCUUGUCUGGCUUUGCUUGCGGUACAAGGAUUGCGUCCGGAGGAUCAGGAGGCUUAG